Molecule: messenger RNA, 1425 nt
Organism: Chelonus insularis
Lineage: Eukaryota; Metazoa; Arthropoda; Insecta; Hymenoptera; Braconidae
Gene: sqd
Product: RNA-binding protein squid
Exons: 10
Coding region: 186-1238 (350 amino acids)
Biological process (GO): regulation of gene expression
Cellular component (GO): chromatin; nucleoplasm
Molecular function (GO): RNA binding
Source: RefSeq, a predicted model, not a curated record
UGAGUCUCCCUUGGUCUCCCUUCUCCGCUUGGCAGCCUAACUAUUCGGACGUAUUUUAUUUGUUGUUGCAUUUAAGUGAAUCUAUUUAAACAGCCAACUUAUUCGCGAUAUAAAUAGUGUAAUAUACAGUCAAUAACUUAGUUAUUGUGUAAUUAGUAGUUAUUUAAUUAAAAUAUAUACAUAAAAUGGCUGAUCAAGAGAAUAAAGAUUAUACUGAAGACAUCGCCGAUCAAAACUUUGAACAGAACGGCGAUGCUACCGCAAACGAGAGUGGAAAUGGCGGCGACGGCAAUGUUGCUGCCGGUGACGCCACAGAAAACGGCCAAGAAUCACAGGAUGACAAGUCGGCCAGUGACAGUAAUCAGGAAUCACUCAAUGAUAGAAAAUUAUUCGUUGGUGGACUCAGUUGGGAAACUACUGAUAAGGAAUUACGAGAUCAUUUCGGUGCCUAUGGAGAUAUCGAAAGUAUCAAUGUCAAAACAGAUCCCAACACAGGAAGAUCGAGAGGUUUUGCCUUCAUCGUAUUUUCUAAAGCUGAGUCAUUGGAUAAGAUCAUGGCAGCGGGUGAACACGUAAUUAACGGCAAAAAAGUUGAUCCGAAGAAAGCUAAAGCGCGUCAUGGUAAAAUUUUUGUUGGUGGACUUUCGACAGAACUUUCAGAUGACGAUAUUAAAAAUUUCUUCUCUAAAUUCGGCAGUAUUGUUGAUGUUGAAAUGCCAUUUGAUAAAACAAAGAGUCAACGAAAAGGAUUCUGUUUUAUCACAUUUGAAUCAGAACAAGUUGUAAAUGAACUCCUUAAAACACCAAAACAGACGAUUAAUGGCAAAGAGGUUGAUGUAAAAAAAGCGACGCCAAAACCUGACGGAAUGGCAGGAAUGAGAGGUGGAGCUGGUGGUCGUGGAGUACGAGGAGGCCGUGGUGGACGAGGUCGAGGAUUUGGAAGUCAAGGAGGAUGGGGCCAGGGUGGAUACGGCGCCGGUGGUUAUGGAGGUGGUUACGGCCAAGGAGGCUAUGCUGGUGGAUAUGAUGGAUAUAGUAGUUAUGAUUAUUAUGGCGGUGGCUACGGAGGCUACGGUGGUUACGAUUAUAGUGGAUACGGAGACGGCUAUGGCUAUGGCGGUAGUUACGAUGGUGGCUACAAUGGUGGGCGCGGUGGUGCACGCGGUAAAGGAGGCUCAGGCUACGGCGGCAAGCAGAGGGGUGGUGGUCGCCAGAACCAAAGGCACCAACCCUAUUAAUGGAAAUCCUUAAUCGCGACCACAAUGUUAUUUGCAUUGUAACCGCUGGUUCUCAGUCUCACAAUAAAUCUCACAAUUCGUCGACUCAUCAUUCCAUGAAAUCACGUCAUUAUCAACCAGAAAUGCAACAACGCAGACAACUGCCGCAAAAUAAUUAUAAUCAAGAAUCGAUUCAGCAAAAGCAACC